CGUUGUCCGAAAGUUGCCGGAUGACGGUAGUCAGACUCGAAAACCUCACCAUGACGUCAUCACCUGGUACACCUGGCAAAUCGGUGUUAGGCGAAAUGUUGGACCUAGAUUGUAGGAAUAAUUGCUCCAGAAACGGAAGAUGUACAAACGGAAUUUGCGAAUGUUUUGACGACUUCGAGGGAAGUGACUGUUCUAUACGGCGAUCAUUACCUCCUAUUAUGUCAUCACGGACAAACCCAGGACUGUGUCAAAGUGACGUAUACGCUUGUACUACCUUCUAUGUCUCCGGCUCGAAUUUUGCAAGUGAAAAUGUGACUUGUAGAGCUGUCCAUCUCACGAUACACGAAUCAACAUACCAGCUGACGUCACAGAACGAGACAUUUCCAGCUGUACCAAUGUCCGGUGGUAUAGGCUGUUCAUGUUCUAUACCACAAUCUCGCCGGAUAAGGCGAUCUGCGCAUGACAAUGCUGCGAUUGCAGAGGGAUUUUUCCUCAGCGUUUCAAAUGACGGUGUUGUUUUCAGUGAUGACGUAUUAAUGCUCGUUUACAACUCAACAUGCUUUACCUGUAACACAACGUCCAUCUCGUGUAACGUAAAGAGCUCUUGUCAGUCUACAACAUCUACGUUACCUACAACGUCCCCCAGCAGCAGCUCCGUCAGUACCACACUGCCUACAACACAGGACGAUCAACAUCAUGGAUACAUCAACACUGGAUUAGUGGUUGGCGCUGUUGUAGGAGUAUUGGGAUGUGCCGUCGUGAUACUGGUGCUGACUAAACUCAUCUCCGUACACGUGAACUCUAGGAAAAAGGCCGAAACAGUCGACUUGGACGAGGAAUACCAGUACAGACGAAACAAUUACUGGGAACAAGGCAGAGGAUAUCCGAGUCUUGGACGAUCAACUCUAUCCAGCCGCAUACAUACGCGAUUUUAUUGAGGAUC
Molecule: messenger RNA, 943 nt
Organism: Pecten maximus
Lineage: Eukaryota; Metazoa; Mollusca; Bivalvia; Pectinida; Pectinidae
Product: von Willebrand factor D and EGF domain-containing protein-like
Exons: 6
Coding region: 21-938 (305 amino acids)
Source: RefSeq, a predicted model, not a curated record